AUGGCUCACAUGGAUUUGCAAUUGUCUGAGGACUAUGCCUCCUCCAAAGCGGCCGGUGAAGGAAACCCUGCAGUCCCCAACAUCGACGGCGGGUACUCCAUCUGUGGCUCCGGGGACGCCAUUCCUGGGACCCCUCAGCAUAUCCAAGAAGACACGGCUGAGCCAGGCAAGAAUAAGAGGAGGAAGACAGCUCAGGAGCAAGUUCCUCUGACACCUUUGCAGAAGGCUCACGACAUGUGCCAGAAGCUCUUGAAGAAGAAGAGCGACGCCAGCAAUUUGGGGCUGACGUUGCAAUCAAUUCCUUUCGCUGCAGCGCUCAGCACUGAGAUGAACACCUACGCGAAGAAGUUUGAGGACUUGUACCUGAAGAUCACAGCCUGUGUGAACCAGCAGAAGAACGAGGAGGAUGACUACAUUCCCCACGUGAGAGAUUUCAUUGCCCUUCAAAAGGCUUUUGACAAGCCAUUCUCAGCUGGAAAUGCCAUUGCCCGGCAGCAGAACAAGUCUAGCAUUGAUGAGAAACAGGAGCUUCCUCGGAAAUACCGCAAAAAAGUGACAGUGGAUCAGAUUGACAGUGAAGUGGUGUGCGGUCUGGCUGAACGGGCUGCAGAAGGAAAAAUUUCUGUACGGGCUGUUGCUGAGUUUGGUGCAAAUUUGACAAAGGAUGGGUGCCCCAAGGCGAGUGCCAAGCAAAUCACUGGCGCGCGGGAGCGGGAUUUCUUUCGCUGGGUGAAGCUUCCGCUGGAAAUCUACAAAGCCCAAGUUUCUGUCAAAACAGAUGCUAGCAAAAACUCCAGAAUGGAUGGCCGGGCUGUCGCUGACGUAGCAAUGGUCCUGCCAAGUGAUCAUUUGCAAGCUCUCCAUGAUCAAGGGCCAAGUGCUUUCCUCUUUUGGAAGGGUGACAUGGAGGCCCACGCUUAUUCACACCUUUUGACCAGGACAGGGAGGUACUACCGAUGCGCCCAGUGCUGUGACUUCUGCCUCGCGACAACUGACAAGAGAUCGCCGGAGUUGAGCUGGGGACACCUCACACUAAGAUCUUUGUGGCGCAGUACAUUGACAAUGUCAGACCCAAAUGACAUUUCGCCUUGGGCACUGCAUGUACCACGCUUUCAAAAGGACAAGCGUUCGUUAGAUUUGCUCCAUGUUGUCCAUCUCGGCACCCUGAGGGAUUUAAUCCCUGCUGCAAUCAUCAGCAGUCUUGAAGACGGAUCGCUUGCAGCCUAUUACGGGUUGAAUGGAAGGCCUUGGAAUGAGAUUUUGCAUUACUUCAGCCGCCACGCGGCAGUCUGGGCGAAGGACAAACACAUGUUAUUGGAUAUCGGCACGCUGACAAUGAGCAGGCUUGGUCGGCCCACGUAUCUGCAUUGGCCGUUCCCGGCUUUAGAUACCAGAAUAAAAGCCGCCAAAACACGAACCCUCUUUGCGUUUGUGACAUGGCUUAUGGUACAGUUGUGUGCUUCAACAGAGUUGGACACAGAGGGCAAACAGAUGCAUGCCAAAAUGCGUUCGGUAUCCUGUUGGGCUUUGGACACUGCCCUGAGCUGCUUCAAUAUAAAUGAGGACGUCGUCAUGCCAGAUUCGACAGUUCAACAGACCGUUUGGCUCCUGCGCCUUCACUCGGCCUCGUACGAGUGGUUGGCGGGCUCAUGCUUCCUUGAAGAGCGUCUUUUGUACAAGGUCCGCCCGAAAACCCACUACUUCGUCCACAUGGUCGAUCACUAUGAAAGGACAAAGAUCUGCUUGAUGCACCUGGCGACCUUUGGCGACGAAGACUUUAUGGGCAAGAUCAGGUCCAUCUGCCAGGCCUGCCACGGGGGCACGUAUAUGGUGACCUGGGCCCGGAGAUACGCCUUGAAAAGGGCACUCCAGUGGAAGCAGAUGAAGCGCGACGCAUAA
Messenger RNA from Durusdinium trenchii, 1899 nucleotides. The record is from the annotation of a GenBank genome assembly. Lineage: Eukaryota; Dinophyceae; Suessiales; Symbiodiniaceae.